Messenger RNA from Drosophila gunungcola (fruit fly), 1731 nucleotides. RefSeq lists its product as uncharacterized. The record is from RefSeq and is a predicted model, not a curated record. NCBI's taxonomy places the organism in Eukaryota, Metazoa, Arthropoda, Insecta, Diptera, Drosophilidae.
AUGCAAUACGUGCUUAAUAUGCUGAGCCCAUUUGCCCGAAUGGCCGUGUUCCAGGAGAUCGUAUGGUUCAUAAGUCCGCUUCAGCGUUUGGACCAGGUCGAUGAGUUCGUGCGGCGUAUAGACGAGGCCUUUGGAAGUACUGCCACUCAGACGGUUGUGAAUAACAAUACGGACAUGCGGAUGAUGCACUCAUCGGCUCGAAGGAACCACAUUAGCUUUGUGUUCACCACUGGUGCAGAUGAUCCCAUAAUGAAGGUUUUCAGCAAGGUACUACUUGGACGGCACUUUUACUUUUCGAUGAUAAUGUAUGUGGACAAAGUGGGUGAUAUGCAGCCCAUUCACGAACUACUACUUUUUGCCUACAACGAGCAAUUCACCAACUCGAUUGUGUACUUUGAGUCGGAAGGGGGCAUCAACCAGCUCUUUGGCGUGUCCAAAUUUCCCUCAAUGGCAUUCGAAAACCGCACAGACUUUUUGAGUUUCAUGGGAAAGGUUUGGAAGAAGGUUUUAAAUGCCCGCUCGGAUGUGGAGGGAUUCGGAUUCAGCACCCCCUUGCGCCAAGAUCUGCCACAUCUGUAGUCGCGAGGAAGCUACGAUGGGAGUACCUACCGGAUCAUCGAUACCUUUGUGAAGUUCAUCAAUGGCAGUUUCACAGAGCUCCGAAUGCCGCCAGAUGCCCUCGGCGGUCAGGUGAUUAAUAUGAGGCAGACCCUGCAGUUGAUCCGUGAACGCAAGAUGGAGUUCUGUGCCCAUGCCUAUGCUUUGUUCAUGCCCGAUGAUGAACUGGAGAAGACCUACCCGCUGCUGGUGGUUCAGUGGUGUCUGAUGGUUCCGCUGUACAAUAGUGUGUCCACGUACUUCUACCCACUACAGCCUUUCGCCUGGAACGUGUGGUUCUUUGCAGUGGGAGCUCUUUUAGCCCUGGUUCUCCUGGAGCUAAUGUGGCUUAGGCUGUUCGGAAGGUGGUCAGGCUACCAAGGCACUCUAAUGGACACGUUUUGUUAUAUUAUCAAUGUACCCACCGAGGGGCAGUUACAACAGCCCUGCCUCCUUCGAUUUCUCCUUCUGGCCACAGUGUUCUUCCAUGGAUUUUUCCUAUCAGCCUACUACACCUCUAAUUUGGGCAGCAUUCUGACCGUGAAUUUAUUCCACGCCCAGAUCAACACCAUGGAUGAUAUAGUGAGUGCCCAGUUGCCCAUUAUGAUAAUUGACUACGAGUUGCAGUUCCUGCUAAAUCUGAACAAGGAGUUGCCCGAGGAGUUCCUUAAACUCCUGCGUCCGGUGGAUUCCGGCAUUUUCGCGGAGCACCAGACGAGAUUCAAUGGCUCCUUUGCCUAUUUCGUCACCGAGGACCACUGGCAGUUCCUCGACGAGCAGCAGCAGCACUUGCGGCAGCGGCUGUUCAAGCUGAGUGGCAUCUGCUUCGGCUCCUACCACCUCGCCUUUCCCCUGCAGAUGGAUUCGACCCUGUGGCGGGACAUCGAGUACUUUACCUUCCGCAUCCACUCCUCGGGUCUGCUCAGCUUCUAUGCCCGCAGCAGCUUUGGUUCUGCCCUGCACGCCGGUCUGGUGGAGCGGUUGCCGGAGAAUCGGGAGUACACGUCCGCCGGACUGCAACAUCUGGCCAUUGCCUUUUUUUUGCUCUUGGCCAUGAGUGUUUUGGCCGGAAUGGUAUUUGCUCUGGAAAUUAUUUCUAAGGGAUCUGCAAAAACACUUUUUUAUUACCAAUGA